This is a messenger RNA of Melampsora larici-populina 98AG31, 963 nucleotides long. RefSeq lists its product as uncharacterized. The record is from RefSeq and is a predicted model, not a curated record. Bases 1 to 963 code for a protein of 320 amino acids. Lineage: Eukaryota; Fungi; Basidiomycota; Pucciniomycetes; Pucciniales; Melampsoraceae. The transcript has 3 exons.
AUGUCAUCUUCUUUUACUCACUUAUUUCAAAACCUUCCUUUGGAAAUUAUUGAUAUAAUCAUAGAUUUAUACAUUCAUUCCGAUCAAUCCCAACCUAGCUAUCCUCGAAACGGUCUUGCUGCCCCAGGAACUCGACUCAGUAGGCUAGCCUGCUUAAGCCAUGAGAUGUUCGAACGUUGCAAUCGUCACACAUGGAAAAACGUGUUGAUAAAUUUAGGAUCACCUCCAAGUCAAGGUUCAAUACGUUCUUUGGAAAGACUUCUCAAAGUUGGACCUGAGAUUACUUAUCAUAUUCGUAAUAUCAAGGUAGAAAUCUUUCUUUCGAUUGGUGAUGUAUCAUCUGGAGCUUUACUACCUUUUUUGAGAAUGACAAGGGAUGCUUUGACUCAAUUAGUUGGACCGAGGAUCAAGCGUUUUGAUCUUGAGAUUUCGUUCGUAGAUCAACAGAAUCCAGAUGGCUCACUCCGAAUGACAUGGGUAACAUUUCAAGAGCUAACUCGGGAGAUACUCUCUUAUGUUUCACAUUGCAGGAACCUCGAGGUUUUAAAAAUCAUUGGUGAACCUACUUGGUUUGACCAUGGAACAUUGGCCCAAGUAAUCAAUCGUAUGCCUCAUUUAACCCAAUUCGAGUAUAUUUCUAGACCGGCUGAGGUCGUGCCUGACUUCCAAUCUGGUUCUGCAUACCAGACACUCAGUCUCGCACUCUCAUCGCUACGAAAGCUGGAGCGUUUGUCACUCUUAGAACUAUUUCUUCCUCAUGGCUCAUGGUGCUCGAUCAAGUGGAACAAUUCACUCAUGUCUCUCAGUGUUGGCAAUCAUGCUGGUGAUUGCGAAAGAUCAAUGUUGGAGUUUGUGAGCCAAUGGCAACACUCGCCACAAAAUCUUGGAACUGAUCAACUAAAUAUGUUUCAAGAUCAACUCCCCAAGAAUUUUCGACUUCAUUUACAUUCUCUCAAUCACUGA